Molecule: messenger RNA, 1673 nt
Organism: Chrysemys picta bellii (western painted turtle)
Lineage: Eukaryota; Metazoa; Chordata; Testudines; Emydidae
Source: RefSeq, a predicted model, not a curated record
ACUACCCCACGCUGUCUUACAAGGGAACCAUUUCCACAGCUUGAUCCAGGACGGCUCUGUGGCUUUGGACCUUCCACUGCCAUCACAGACGGGGGAGGCUGCUUCUGUCUCCGUCGCCUCCAGGCCCCCAGCUGCCCGGGACAUGCCUUCGGGAUGCAACCGGAGCAGCAGGUUUGUUUCUGGCUGGCAGAGACGAUGCCAUUGAAAGGAGCCGCGUGACUCCCCCGGCCCCACCAUGCCCUUUUCCGACUUUGUCUUAGCGCUGAAGGACAAUCCCUACUUCGGGGCUGGCUUUGGCCUGGUAGGGGUGGGCACGGCUCUGGCUUUGGCCCGGAAGGGGGCCCAGUUUGGGGCGGUUGCUUUUCGCCGACACUACAUGAUCACCUUGGAGGUGCCCAGCAAGGACAAGAGCUACCAGUGGCUGCUGAGUUGGAUCUCGCACUAUGCCAAGCACACUCAGCACCUGAGCGUGGAGACCUCGUACCUGCAACACGAGAGCGGGCGCAUCAGCACCAAGUUCGACUUUAUCCCCAGCCCUGGGAACCACUUCAUCUGGUAUCAGAGGAAGUGGAUCCGCAUCGAGCGGAACCGAGAGAAGCAAAUGAUCGACCUGCACACGGGGACCCCCUGGGAGUCAGUGACGUUCACAGCCCUGGGCACCAAGCGGGAGAUCUUCUUCAGCAUCCUCCAGGAAGCCAGGGAACUGGCUCUGAGGCAGCAGGAGGGGAAGACAGUCAUGUACACGGCCAUGGGUGCCGAAUGGCGGCCGUUUGGCUUCCCGCGCCGCCGUCGGCCGCUCGCCUCCGUGGUGCUGGAGAAGGGGAUCUCGGAGAAGAUCGUGCAGGACGUAAAGGAGUUCAUCGAGAACCCCAAGUGGUACAGUGAGAGAGGAAUCCCGUACAGGAGGGGCUAUUUGCUUUACGGGCCCCCGGGCUGUGGGAAAAGCAGCUUCAUCACGGCCCUGGCCGGGGAGCUGGAGUACGGCAUCUGCCUGCUGAGCCUGAGUGACCGCAGCCUCUCCGAUGACCGCCUCAACCACCUCCUCAGCGUGGCGCCGCAGCAGAGCAUCAUCCUCCUGGAGGACGUGGACGCGGCCUUCGUCAGCCGGGACCUCGCUGUGGAGAACCCAACUGCCUACCAGGGCAUGGGACGGCUGACCUUCAGUGGCCUCCUCAACGCGCUGGAUGGCGUCGCCUCCACGGAGGCCAGGAUCGUCUUCAUGACCACCAACCACGUGGACAGGUUGGACCCAGCCCUGGUACGCCCUGGCCGGGUGGAUCUGAAGCAGUACGUGGGACCCUGCUCCCGCUGGCAGAUUUCCCGCAUGUUCCAGCGCUUCUACCCAGACCAGCCGGCGGCUGCCGGGGACAAGUUCGCAGAGCAGGCCCUGCGCGUCUCCGAGCAGAUCAGCGCCGCCCAGGUGCAGGGCCACCUCAUGCUGUAUAAAGCAGACCCAGCCGGGGCCAUUGAAAACGUGCAGUCGAUUUCCCUGUGAGCAAGGGCGGGUGCUCUCAAAGGGGAGGGGCUUGCGGCGCCAUUCCCGGGAGUGACUCAUGGAGGACGUGAUAACCGUGAGGAUGCUGCUUUGUGACAGUCCCAGGGAGCCGAUCGCUCUCUGUUUCGCUACCUCAACGAGGCCUUGGGUUUCUAUUAAAAUAUAAAAAGAACUAGGA